Molecule: messenger RNA, 1128 nt
Organism: Mucor velutinosus
Lineage: Eukaryota; Fungi; Mucoromycota; Mucoromycetes; Mucorales; Mucoraceae
Exons: 5
Coding region: 1-1128 (375 amino acids)
Molecular function (GO): 3'-5'-RNA exonuclease activity
Source: RefSeq, a predicted model, not a curated record
AUGGCAGGCACCAUUAAUUUCAUGACAUUCAAUGUUCGACAUGACCAUCAUGGCCAUUCAGACACAACGCCUUUUGCUUCUCCCCCUGCCAGAGAACAUCCCUUGGAGAAGGAGGAAUUUGGUGGAGAACAACCAUGGUCCAUUAGAAAGUGGAAAGUUGUUGACACUAUUUUGCUUUACUCUCCUGAUAUUUUAGCAUUGCAGGAAACUGUGCUUCAUCAAUUGCAAGACAUCCAAGCACUCUUGGACGAUGAAUACCAAUGGGUUGGUGUAGGUCGUAUCGAUGGUGACAAGGAUGGAGAAAUCUCUGCUGUUUUCUACAAAAGAGAUAUUUUGACAGUCGAGGAUUGGAAGACGAUUUGGUUAUCAGAGCAACCAGAAAUUGCAGGAAGUAUCAGUUGGGAUGCUAGACAUCCUCGCACUGCAACCCAAGUAACAUUCAAAAAGAAUGACACUGUAUUUACGGUAUUCAACACACACAUGGAUCACGUUGGUGUGCAAGCAAGAGAAGAGGGAUCCAAGUUGAUUUUACAGAGAGCCCGUGAAGCCAGUGCCAAGGGUGCCGUCAUUCUCUUGGGAGAUCUCAAUUCCACAGAAGAUGAUCCUGCCUACCUCUGCUUGACCAACGGCAAGUACAAGGAAUCCAAGGGCAGCAAUGAUACACUUGCCAAUUUGCACGAGUUGAAUCAAGUUUGUGCAUCCGCUUACUCUCAAAAGUCAGGCGAACCUGUAAGAACACAAGAAGGACAUAUAACAUUACCUACACAUCGAGUCAUCCGUCCAGGACAGAUCCUUGCCAACCUGAACAAACAAAAGGAACAACAAGAACAGGAUGAACAGAGGCCCAAGUACUUUUUAGAUGCCCAUUAUGAAUUGACAAGCCGACUUGCAGCCAAAGGAAAGCCUGGUACAUUGAGUGGACCUUAUGGCUUUAGAAAUACCCUGACUAGCUUUGGUGAAGGUUCUCAAGAUUUUGCCAGAGCACCUAUUCGCAUUGACUUCAUCAUGCCUCUUGAAAGCAACACUGUUCAUGUGCAAGUACUUCAAUCUGCUAUCCUCAGUAAUCAAUUCGACGACGGUCUCUAUAUCAGUGAUCAUCGCCCUGUCUUUGCCAAACUCUCUUGGUAA